Molecule: messenger RNA, 2531 nt
Organism: Bemisia tabaci
Lineage: Eukaryota; Metazoa; Arthropoda; Insecta; Hemiptera; Aleyrodidae
Product: nuclear pore complex protein Nup58
Biological process (GO): nucleocytoplasmic transport
Cellular component (GO): nuclear pore
Molecular function (GO): structural constituent of nuclear pore
Source: RefSeq, a predicted model, not a curated record
UUUCCUCGAUAGAUCGCACUAAAGUUCGACGACGCAACACGCCGAGCUCUGCUGAAAAGCAAGUGCAAAAUCCAAACGUUACCCAUUUGAAUGUGUCCAAAUUGUUUUGAAUUUAUGUAAUUAUCUUUUCACAAUGGCAUUCUCCGGUUUCAAUACCGGUUCUCCGUUUGGCACCCCUAAUACAACUGCUGCAACGCCAGCUUUUGGCUCUCCUGCUACAACUCUCUUCGGUGGCACAGGAUCUCCAGCUCAGUCAUCUCCGUUUAAUUUGUCAAGCAAUCAGCCGAAACUUAGUUUUGGUGGCCUCGCAGGGGCGCCCAGCACACAACCAAAUUUCCAGUUUGCAUCCUCAACACCUGCUGCUCAACCAGCACAAACAGGGUUUUCUUUCGGAAGCACCCCUGCAUCUCAGCCAGCACAAACUGGUUUUAAUUUUGGAGCAACUUCAGCUCCAGCUCAACAGACCCAAGCUGCUCAACCAGGACAGCUAGGACAACCAGCCCAAUCAGGCUUCUCAUUUGGUGCUACCUCUCUAGCGCAACCAACACUUGGAGCUACUGCACCUGCAUCUGCUCCAGCAGCUGCACCAGCAUUCUCCUUCGGAGCAACAACAACCGCAGCUCAGCCAGCCCAAAGUGGCUUCAAUUUUUCCACCCCAGCCUCUGCUGCUCCAACUCAGCCUGCAGCACAAACUGGCUUCAACUUUAGUGCUCCAACCCAACAGACGCAGCCUCCUCAGUCCACCCAGCCAACGCAAGCUCCUACCCUUGGUCUUGGAGCCCCUGCUUCAACAGGCUUUUCUUUCGGUGCUACAACCACUGCGGCAGCAACAUCGGCCCCAACUCUCAGCUUCGGUGCUCCAAGCGCAACAACCACGCAACCGACCCAACCAGCGCAGACUGGCUUUUCGUUUGGCGCCACUACAAGUGCACCAGCAACAGGUUUAUCCUUUGGUACCCCAGCAACAUCAGCCCAGGCUACCACAGGGCUCGGCCAAGCAACAACUACUGCAUCCACCGGUCUAAAUUUUGGACUUGGGUCAACACUGGGUGCAACAAAACCAACUCUGAGCUUUGGCACACCUACCUCAACAACUACGGCUGCUCCAACAUUGGGCAAAUUACCAGGACUCAGUUUUCCGAGCGCAACAUCGACAGCCACUGCAGCAACAUCUGCUCCAACAGGACUAACUUUCAGCUUCUCCACUCCUGCCUCAACCCAAGCUGGGAAGACUACAGGAUCCACACCCGCAACCACCACAACUACAACAACAACAUUCAAAGGUCUUGGCGGAGUUGAUCCUGGGCAAAUCACAUCAGGCACCUCCACGUCCGCUGGACCCACGGACAAAGUUGCACUGAAAGAUAAUCCUAUACCUAAUGAACUCAUGCAGACUGUGGAGCAAUUCAAGUCUUUUGUAAAAACUCAGAAAAGUAUCAGCAGUGAAGUUGCACGUGCCUCUGUCAAGCCAAUGGAUAAAAUAUCCGAAAAUGUAGACUCGAUGAGAACUUUGGUAACGACUCUAGCCACUAGUUUGCAGAAAAACAAGUCCAUGGCAGAUAAAAUCAAGGCAGAAACAAUGAAGUGUUUCCAAAAUUGUGAAAUGGCGCAGAGAACACAAGACACACCUAGCGGACUACAGAAUCAAAAUUUAGCACCAUUAGACUUUUUCAAUAAUCUAGUAUCACAAUUCGAUCACGACUUGAAUGUUCUGAGGCUAGAGAUUGAAAACGCUGAAAGACAUGUGAAGAGUUUAACAUCCUCCUCUGAACUCAAUCCGCAAGAGCUCUCUCUUGCUCUCAGGAAGUUGCACGAUAGUUUUGUAGCUCUCGCUGGAAGACUUCAAGGUGUUCACUCUUCCGUUCAAACCCUGAAAAAUCAACACUUGUCACUUAGGAGACAGUAUUUAAAAGAUACCACCAACAUCUUCGAAAAAAAACCAGGAUUAGUCAAGAAAAAUACUAACCCUGUCAAUAAUAUUGUAACUUUCUCUCCUGGACCGACACCUUUUUCAGCUGAUGGCAAUCUCAACAAUCUUGUGACUUUGUCCUCAUUGGGGAUGACCAAGUCCGCUUAUACUCCUUUACAACCUCAGCCUUCACUAUCAACAUGGAAUAACCCCUCGGGUCUUAACCUACCUUCGCUAAUCUCUAAUACCUCCAUGAUUAACCAGUCUACUUCAACUCUGCCUGCCGGUGGUGUAUUUGCCGCUAACACCCCUACUUUCCAGCUUCAAAAACCACCUCUAAGUAACAAAAGAGGAAAACGAUAGACAGAGUUCGGUGUCUAGUUGUUCCAUUGUUCUCAACCGUCACUUUACAAUCUUCUGUGAUAUAUUUUUAAUAUAUUGUAUCUUGAUUUUAGUUAUUUUUAAGGUUUUAAUCAUAUGAUCGAUUUUUAAGUUUUGAAUAAGGAAUCCAGUAAAACUUGACUAUGGCGUAGACAUUUAAAUUAUACUAGAAUUUUAUUUUAUUACAAUGUAUGAAUGUCAAGAUACGUGACAUUCUCUUUCAAUCCAAUCAUUUGCUAAA